Abrus precatorius (Indian licorice) is the source of this 2917-nucleotide messenger RNA. Its product is annotated as mitogen-activated protein kinase kinase kinase 1-like. NCBI's taxonomy places the organism in Eukaryota, Viridiplantae, Streptophyta, Magnoliopsida, Fabales, Fabaceae. The record is from RefSeq and is a predicted model, not a curated record. Gene Ontology annotation, molecular function: ATP binding; protein kinase activity. The transcript has 8 exons. The coding region runs from base 125 to 1684 and encodes 519 amino acids. Gene Ontology annotation, biological process: protein phosphorylation.
AGAACAGCUGAGCUGAGGUGCUAAGCACUAGCAGCAAAUUCCUCUUGAAUUUCCAGCAGCCAUCGAAGAAGCAGAGAAACAAACAAAACAGAGCAAAACUGAAACACGCCAAACCAAAGAAACAAUGAUGGAUUGGAGGCGAAAAUCAAACUCCAAGAAGCACUCUCAGCCACAGCCACAGCCACAGCCACAGCCUCGCCUGCAGCGCCUCAACGCCAAGAAAGACUUCCAUUACCAACCACCCACCACUCAUUCUUCCACCCCUUCCUCUUCCUUCCACCAGUCCAGCUUCCGCCUCAUGGGCCUCGACGACGGUGAAUUCGACCGCAUCUUCCAAUCCUUGGGCCUCUCUGGGCCCGAAGACUUCUCCAUCCCCACCGCUGACUGGGAAGCCCGAAAGGCUCGCGUUGCUUCCUCCAACCCUAAAUUGGAAAAUCGCACCUCUGAUUCUCCAGGGGAACAGCACUCCAACCACCAGGUUCGGCUGGGAGGAGGUGGUGGUGGGAUCAAGGGUGUUAGGCCUCCCCUUCUCGCUCCACCCCCAGCUGUUGAUGGUUUGAUUAGUGCUUUUGCUCCUCUCGAUGAUGUCGGCGCUGUUUCUGUUGCUGUUGCUGUUUCUGUUGAUGUUGUUAAUUCUCCUUCGUCUUCGGGUGAACAUGAUAUUAGGGGUGUUGUUGGUAGAGUCAGGCAUGGGGAGAGGAGCGUGCUUUUUACUGAUUCUGGUUCAUUUACUACUUCCCAUGAUGAUGAUAGUGAUGUUGGUGGUGAUAGGCCUUGCUCUGUUUCUGGUUCUGGGGUCGUUGAUGAGUUGCUUCAUUAUGUUUCCUCCAAUGGGUGGUUUAGAAGGACUUUCUCCUCUUGGCAAAAGGGUGACAUUUUGGGAAAUGGGUCCUUUGGAACGGUUUAUGAAGGCUUCACCGAUGAUGGAUUCUUUUUUGCAGUAAAGGAGGUGUCUUUGCUGGAUGAAGGUAGCCAGGGAAAACAGAGUGUUUCCCAACUUCAGCAGGAAAUAUCUCUUUUGAGUCAGUUUGAACAUAAAAACAUAGUUCGAUAUUAUGGCUCAGACAAGGACAAAAGUAAACUUUAUAUCUUCCUUGAGCUUAUGUCAAAAGGGUCAUUGGCAAGUCUCUAUCAAAAGUAUCGUUUAAACGAUUCUCAAGUUUCUGCAUACACAAGGCAGAUUUUAAAUGGCUUGAAGUAUCUUCAUGAUCAUGAUGUGGUCCACAGGGAUAUCAAGUGUUCCAAUAUACUGGUUGACGUAAGUGGGUCAGUCAAGCUUGCAGAUUUUGGGUUGGCAAAGGCAACAAAAUUUAAUGAUGUUAAAUCAAGCAAGGGCUCCCCCUACUGGAUGGCCCCUGAGGUUGUUAACUUAAAGAACCAAGGUUAUGGGCUAGCAGCUGAUAUAUGGAGCUUAGGGUGUACAGUUUUGGAGAUGUUGCAAAGGCAGCCUCCUUACUCUGAUUUGGAAGGAAUGCAAGCGUUAUUUCGGAUUGGCAGGGGUGAACCUCCACCUAUUCCUGAAUCUUUAUCUAAUGAUGCCCGGGAUUUCAUUCUUAAAUGCUUACAAGUUAACUCAAACAAACGCCCAACUGCAGCUGAGCUACUGGAUCAUCCAUUUCUAAGGAGACCAUUGCUCUCUCCCUUAAGUUCUGAUUCUCCACAUAGUAAUAUCUUUCGGUUAUAAGAGCUCUCGAUCACCUCAUAUUGGCGCUGAGAAAUUCAAAUUCAUCCUGUAUUUUCUGAAGUUUGGGUUUAUGCUGGUGGAAUGUCCGGGACAUAGUUAAUGGGUAUGCAGAUAUCUACUGAAGUUGGACCUCGCAACUAUCAACUGGUUGAUUUAUCCCACCUGCUCUUAUUUAGGCCACCACGUUGAUCCCUCGGUGAAGACCGGUUCAUUGAAAGGGGAGAAUGUUUUAUCAAGAGUUCCACUAACAUAAGCUUUCACCUUUUAUGCUGAGUGAGAGAAGCAAUGCCUCUUUAUCUCACAGUGUGAAUAUUCUUAUGGCUGGAGGGACGGAGAAUUCAGGAGAUGGAUCUUUUCAUUUCUAAAUCAUUGAUCUUUACUCCGAGACAGAUGCUCCCACCUGGAGAUUGCUAUGUCUAAUUACAGCUGUUGGACAUUUGGGAUUGAGUUGUGGGGUCUUCUGGUAACUUUGCUUCUACUCAAUCUUAUGUGGAGCUUAUAUUCAUGCCAUUGUUCUUCCUUAAAAGUUCUACUGACACGAGAAUGGCCUGCUGGUUCGUGAAACUUGUUCUUAGGUAUGACCACUCAACAUGUAAAUAGUUACUCAAGAAAGGGGCGGCUGCAACAAUUAAAGUUAGUCACGAGAAUGAUGUUGUAUAUAUAUUUUUUGUACAAUCUCUCAUGCCAUUACAUCAACAAUCUCUCAAGACCAGCUAUAACUAAAAACAUUGAAAUCAAAUAUGCAUUUUGUAUUUUCACCGAGACUUAUUUGCUGUAGGAGGUAAAGUCACAGUAUGUGGCACGUGAUAAGGUACUGUUUGCUGGGUGGUCCUCCUAAGAACCAUGGUAGCUACAAAUUCAUAAUAACUUUUGGUUGCGCUAACUUGUUCAUCGUUGGUAGGAAAAGACCAAAACAAGCUAAUGCGACUCCUUAACAACAUACUUGUGCUUGAAUUGUCAAACAAGUAGUUCAGUUCAAAAUUACAAUGUAUGACGAAGCAUCAAGUCCAUAAUGCAUUUUGAAAUUGAUUCAAUAAUCAAGCAGCAAAAUAUGGUCACGACGUGAUGACGACAAUGCUGGAGUUCCAUGGACCAAGAGGAGCCCUUUUCUUGUACGGAAUUGAUUAACUGAUUGAUUGUUGUAUCAAAUUUUCUUUUUAAAGUUACUAAAUUUAAGCGUCAAAAGCUGUAUUUUUUGUUCUUAUUAUUAUCGGUAUAUAAAAGGUUGAAUUU